Humulus lupulus (European hop) is the source of this 645-nucleotide messenger RNA. RefSeq lists its product as uncharacterized. The transcript has a single exon. NCBI's taxonomy places the organism in Eukaryota, Viridiplantae, Streptophyta, Magnoliopsida, Rosales, Cannabaceae. Bases 1 to 645 code for a protein of 214 amino acids. The record is from RefSeq and is a predicted model, not a curated record. Gene Ontology annotation, molecular function: RNA-DNA hybrid ribonuclease activity; nucleic acid binding.
AUGUUGUCUGGACGACUGGCCAAAUGGCCUAUGAUUUUGUCAAAAUUUGAAAUCAACUUUGUCCCACAAAAAGCAAUAAAAGGGCAAGCAUUGGCAGAUUUUCUGGCAGCACACCCAAUUCCAGACGAUGUGGAGUUGCGAGAAGAUCUUCCAGACGAAGAAGUUUUCACGGUUGAUACUUCAUCAUGGCAAUUAUACUUUGAUGGGGCAGCAAAAAAUAGUGGAGCAGGUGCUGGAAUUGUCUUUGUGACACCAUCAGGAGGGCUGAUACCUUACUCUUUCCAUAUUCUAGCUAUAUGCACCAAUAAUGUAGCAGAAUACGAAGCGUUAGUUAUCGACCUCGAAGUUGCACUCGAAAUGAAAAUACAAUCAUUGGAAGUAUUUGGCGAUUCUCUCUUGGUCAUUAAACAAAUGAGUGGUGAAUUUGCAGUCAAGCACGAUAAUUUAAUCCCUUACCAUGAGAAGGCUAAAUAUUUGCUUGGUCAAUUUCAAGAUAUAACUCUAAACCAUAUCCCUAGAUCAAAAAAUGGUAAAGCUGAUGCGUUAGCUAAUUUAGUUGCUUUGCUAACACUUCCUGAAGAAAGGGAUAUCCAAAUUACCAUAGGGGGAGCGCUAUGUACUAUCCCAAUCCACGGAAAGAGUUGA